UCCGCGGCGCUGGAAAGUUUGCGGGCGGCGCAGUCGGGAGCGGCUCCCGCAGCGCUCGCACGCCCGGCCCGCCCCGUGCCGGCCCCCGGCCCCGCGCCUCACCGACCCCCGCACCGCCUCACACCGGCCUGCCCGGCCCCGCACGGCGCGGGCAGCGCCGCCCCUCCGAGCUCCGCCGCCGCCCGGCCAUGCGCGCCCGCUGAGCCGCAGCAGAGGCGGCCGCCCUGCGCUUCGCUCCCUGUGUUGAUUUUUUUUCCUGCCGUAUUCGCUGGGGUUGUGUGUUGGUUUUUGCGCUCUCCUGACGCCCCCCGCGGGCGCGGGGCGGCGGCGAUGGGCGCGGCGGCGGGCGGGCGCUCCGCGGGGCGCUGAGCGGGCGCGCAGCGGGCGCGGGCCGCGCCAUGGCCGCCAAGGACAAUCCCUGCAGGAAGUUCCAGGCCAACAUCUUCAACAAGAGCAAGUGCCAGAACUGCUUCAAGCCCCGCGAGUCCCACCUGCUCAACGACGAGGAUCUCAACCAGGCCAAACCCAUUUAUGGUGGCUGGCUGCUGCUGGCCCCGGAAGGAACGGACUUUGACAACCCCGUCCAUCGCUCCCGGAAAUGGCAGCGUCGGUUCUUCAUCCUCUACGAGCACGGGCUGCUGCGCUAUGCCCUCGACGAGAUGCCAACCACCCUCCCACAGGGCACCAUCAACAUGAACCAGUGCACAGAUGUGGUGGAUGGGGAGAGCAGGACAGGGCAGAAGUUCUCCUUGUGCAUCCUGACCCCGGAGAAGGAGCAUUUCAUCCGGGCCGAGAACAAGGAGAUCAUCAGUGGGUGGCUGGAGAUGCUGAUUGUCUAUCCCAGGACAAACAAGCAAAAUCAGAAGAAGAAGAGGAAGGUAGAGCCCCCAACUCCCCAGGAGCCUGGUCCUGCUAAGAUGGCUGUGACCAGCAGCAACAUUCCCAGCGCUGAGAAGGUCCCUGCCACCAAGUCCACGCUGUGGCAGGAAGAAAUGAGGGGCAAAGACCAAGCAGAUGGGGGCAAUGGCAUUGGCCCAUCCCAGAGCCCCUUGCAAGGCCAGGCUGGGGCUGCCAGCUCCAUGAAGGAUUCUGUGCUGGACAGCAAGGAAGAGGAGAGCUCCAUGAACGGAGACCGGAUAGACUGCGGGCGGAAGACGCGUGUCGAGAGCGGCUACUUCUCCUUGGAGAAGACCAAACAAGACUCCAAGCUGGAAGAGCAGCAACUGCCGCCCCCACCAAGCCCACCCAGCCCCAGCACCCCGAACAACAGGUACAGUUAUCCCAAAUCGCCCUCACAGGAGCAUGCCCAGCCCUUUCCUUCCCCAGGUAUCCGAUCAGGCGACCGAAUGAUUCACAGCUUCUCUCUGAACUCCUUGGACUCGAAGAGCAGUUGCCCCAUGCACAAGGACUCCAGCAGCAGAGAUGUAGGAAGGGGAGCUGAAAAAUCGGGGCGUCCCCUUUCUUUUAAAGCCAGCCGGCAGUACACCACCCUGGCCGACGUUCCCAAGGCCAUUAGGAUCAGUAAUCGUGAGGCCUUCCAGGUGGAGAGGAAGCGGCUAGAGCGGAGAACCCGGGCUCGUAGCCCUGGGAGAGAAGAAGUUGCCCGGCUCUUUGGGAAUGAAAGAAGGAGAUCCCAGGUGAUUGAGAAAUUCGAGGCACUAGAUAUUGAGAACGCGGAGCACAUGGAAACGAACGCGUCGGGAGCUGCUGCCCUUUCCAGCGAGACGCGGCAGGGCAGGAGUGAGAAGAGAGUUUUCCCACGGAAACGGGACUUCACUUGUGAAGGAGCAGCCGUGGGCUCCAUCCUGGACGUGUCUGCGUCACCUCUGUCCCCACACCGCCGGGCAAAGUCACUGGACAGGAGGUCCACAGAGUCCUCUAUGACGCCUGACCUGCUGAACUUCAAGAAGGGCUGGUUGACAAAGCAAUAUGAGGAUGGGCAGUGGAAGAAGCAUUGGUUUGUGCUGACUGACCAGAGCCUGAGAUACUACCGGGAUUCAGUGGCAGAGGAGGCAGCUGACCUGGAUGGAGAAAUCGAUUUAUCCACGUGCUACGAUGUCACUGAGUACCCAGUUCAGCGGAACUACGGCUUCCAGAUCCAUACAAAGGAAGGGGAGUUCACCCUCUCUGCCAUGACAUCGGGCAUCCGUCGCAACUGGAUCCAGACCAUCAUGAAACACGUUCGCCCCACCACUGCUCCUGAUGUAACAAGCUCGCUGCCGGAAGAGAAAAGCAAAACAAGCUCUUCCUUCGAGACUGGUCCAAAGCCGAGCGAGAAGCCGGACGCGGAGCAAGCCGAGCCGGACACGGAGCAGAAGCGGAGCCGCGCCCGCGAGCGCCGGCGAGAAGGACGCUCCAAGACCUUUGACUGGGCAGAAUUUCGCCCCAUCCAGCAGGCCCUGGUGCAGGAGCGUGCCAACGCUGCAGACUCCUCCGGCAGCGGCUCGGCCGCCUUCCCCAGGGACAGCGGAGCCGCCGAUGCUGACCCAGGAGAGCUGGAGCGGGAGCGGGCGCGGCGGCGCGAGGAGCGGCGCAAGCGCUUUGAGAUGAUCGAUGCCGUGGACGGGGCAGGGCCAGAAGAGGCACUGAGGAUGGAGGUGGACAGGAUCCUGCCCGUCCCAGCAGACAUCAAACCGCAGAACGUCCACGUGGAGAUCGAGCAGCGCUGGCACCAGGUGGAGACCACCCCACUGCGGGAGGAGAAGCAGAUCCCCAUCACCCCCCUGCACCUCGCCGAGGACCGGGAAGAGGGGCUGGCGAAGCAGCACCUGACCACGCUGCUGGAGAAGGAGCUGGAGCAGAAGCAGAAGGAGGCCCUGGAGCUCCUGGAGCAGAACCGGCAUCUGCAGGAUCAGCUGAAAGUGGCUCUGGGCCGGGAGCAGAGCGCCCGGGAGGGCUACGUGUUGCAGACCGAGGUGGCCGCCUCGCCAUCAGGUGCCUGGCAGAGGCUCCACAAAGUCAACCAAGACCUCCAAAGCGAGCUGGAAGCCCAAUGCCAGCGUCAAGAGGUGAUCAAUCAGCAGAUUCAGUCUCUGAAGCGCAGCUACGCCGAGGCCAAGGACGUGAUCCGGCACCACGAGGCCGAAAUUCAGAGCCUGCAGGCGAGGCUCAGCAACGCGGCGGCCGAGCUCGCCAUCAAGGAGCAGACCCUGGCCAAGCUCAAGAGCGACCUGAGGAGCGAGAAGGAGAAAGCCAGAGAGCAGCUGGAGGAGUGGCAGCACGGCGAGGCCGCGCUCAGCUCCCAGCUGAAGGCCAGCGAGCAGAAGCUGAAGAGCGCAGAGGCGCUGCUGCUGGAGAAGACCCAGGAGCUGCGGGACCUGGAGAUGCAGCAGGCUCUGCAGAGGGACCACCAGAAGGAAGUGCAGCGGCUGCAGGACAGGAUCGCAGACCUCAGCGGGCAGCUGAACGCCAGCGAGCAGGCGCGGGUCCUCAUGGAGGAGAAGCUGCAGAAGAACUACGAGGCUUUACUGGAGAGCUGCGAGAGGGAGAAGCAGGUUUUGAUACGGAGCCUGAAGGAGGUGGAGGACAAGGCCAACGAGUACGAGAACCAGCUGCAGAACAGCGAGCAGCAAAUGGAGAUUCUGCAGAAGGAGAAGCUGAGCGCCAAGUUCGAAGGCAGCGAGCUCGUCCACCAGCUGGAGGAGCAGCUGGCCAUGAAGGAGGCCAGCAUCCAAAAACUUGCUGAGCACAUCAAGGAGCUCGAGAGAGAGAGGGAUCAGAUCAAGUGCCGCUUCCACGAGCUCAUGAAUCAGGUGGCCGAGUCGGAUAACGAAGUUGCAAAGCUGCAAGCGAAGUUGAAAACAGAAGAGACCAACUACCACAAUCUGGAGCAGUCGUUUGAGGAGGUGUCAGAUCAGUUCCGGGGGGUGCAGGAGGUGCUGAAAGAGAAAGAAGAAGAGUUAAGACACGUUAAGGAAAUGCACUUGAGAAUUGUGGAGAAGAAAGAUCAAGAUCUCAGUGAGGCUUUGGUUAAAAUGGUUGCUUUAGAUAGCAGUUUAGAGGAGACUAAAGUAAAGCUAAAGGCCAAGGAGGAGGCUUUAAAGAAAUUAGGUAGUGUGGGCACAGGUCCAUGUGCUGAGGAGGCAGAAGACCUUGGCCCUGGUCUUGAGGCUGACGAAAGUCAUCCACCCCAACUGGGGCAGGCUCUGCCUACUCAGGAUGUCCUCCCAGCUCUGACUUAUGCACUGAAGGAGGAGGAGGAUGAGAUUCUUGAGACUAGUCAGAGGCAAGUGGAGGAGUUUGGCUCCCCAUCUAAAGCUGUAGAGCUCCAGGACCAAGAGUUGGUUCAGAAAGCUUUAGCAAAGCCUGAUGUGGGAGUUAUGGGGGCCAAGAGGCAAAGGAUCCGUUUUUCAAGCAUCCAGUGUCAAAAAUACAUCCAUCCAGAUGGAUCAGAGAAAAACUGGACAAGCAGUACCUCUUCAGACACAAGCCAGGACAGAUCUCUGUCUGAAGAAAGCAUGUCCUCUGAGCCAGCUCUGGGUUACCCCUCAUCGGGGACGAGCGAUUCUGAGACUUAUCUCUCCAUCAUCCACUCUCUGGAAACCAAACUGUAUAUCACAGAGGAAAAGCUCAAAGAUGUGACGAUGAAGCUUGAAAGCCAGCACGGCCAUAACCAGGAGACGCUCAUCGCCCUCCACCAUCAGUGGGCCAGCACGGAGUCCCAGCUGCGGGAACAGCUUCAGACCAGCCUGUCCCAAGUCAAUGCUUUGAUCUCACAGCUGGAGAGCGAGAGGCAGGAAAAGCUCAAGCUCAUAGAAAGUCACGUCAGCGAGCUGGGAGGUUUCCAGAUGAAAAACGAUCAAGCACUGACUUGCUUAGAGAAGUGCAGGGAGCAGCUAAGAUCCUUGCCCAAAUCAGACAAGGAAAAAGAGAGUGAUUUGUUCCUUGUUACUCUUUCCAGCAUGGAAACAACUUUAUCAAAUGCCAUCCAAGCCUUGAGUGGGGCGCCAGUCCCAUCAGAGUAUCAGCAGAGUGAAAGCCUCACCACGGAGAGCCCCGCUCCAGAAGGAGGGGAUCUGGGAGAAGAGGAGCACAUCUCCAGGGAGCAGCAAGCAGAUGUGUUUGACACUGGCCAGCUAAGGUGGCUUUCUGAGAGGGUGGCGUUUGAAGCCUCUCUCAUCAGCCAGAUAGCAGAGUCUUUGAAAAAUGCGAGCUCUGAGAUAGCCCAGCUUCUGAGAGAGAUCCAGGGAACGGCCGAGGUGGUUUUGUUGGAGCCAGCGAGUGUUUCUCAUACAGCCAAUGACUUGGUCAGCAUUCUGUCUAAAAAGCUGCUGCUGGAAGGGGAGUUCUGGAGCCAGGUGGAGGAGCUGAGUGUACACUUGAGCACUAGAGAAGGAGAAGAUGAGGGUAAAACUGAAACAAGUUUGGGCUUUUCCGCAUGUUUUCUCAGUACUGUAGCAGAUGCUACAUUGAUCAAGGCAGAACUUGGGUUCGUUGCAGAGAAAAUGAGAGAAUCUUUUCAUCAGAGGUUAAAAACAAUUGAAGAAGAGCUCCAUAAUACCAAAACAGCUCUCCAGCAGCACAAGUGCAUGUUGGAGGAGAUCAUCAAAGCAUACAGGACUCCUGAAUUUGACAGAGUUAUGCACCAGAUUUCUGAAGCACUUGAAAUACAGAAAGAUGCUUCAGAAAGAACCCAGAUCUCUUGGGAUGGGAGCCGUGUCCAAAUGGUGCCAUGCCAGAAAUUAGCCAAGGUGGAGGAGACUGGCAGCGCACCAGACUGUAGUAGUGAAACUCUUGUUUCCAUUCAGGAAGAUCUUGCCCAGCAACUUAAGGACAAAUCCAAUGUUCUGAAGGAGAUAUCUGUUGCCUUACUCUCUCUGCCUCCCGAGGAGGCCAUGAGAGACUGUCAGAAGCUCCUGAAGAUAUCCCAGAGUCUUUCCUACCGUUCGUGCAUGGGAGACCUGGAGCGGUAUUCGUCUCUGUUAGUCCACGAUGCCAUCGUUCAGGCUCAGGUUUGUUACGCCGCUUGCAAAGUGCGGCUGGAGCACAAGAGGGAGAUGAAGUCAUACAAGGAGUCCUUGCAGGGCAUGGAUGCUCUGUGCCAGGAGCGCGUGAAGACGGUGUCUCUGCUGCGGGACGAGUACGAGGAGCUGCUCAGGAAGCAGCAGGGCGAGUACAGCGAGGUGAUCGCCGUGCUGGAGAGGGAGAACGCUGACCUCAAGGCAAAGGUGUCCCAGCUGGACAGCCAGCGGAGGCUCUUGGAGGAGGAAGGGCACGAACGCAGCAAGAGCCUGAGCGAGCUGCAGGGGCGCUACGAGGAGGAGAUCCGCAACGUGAUCGAGCAGCUCAACAGGACUGAGGAGGCCCUGAAGGCCGAGAGGAUGGAGGGGCUCAGCCAGCUGGAUGCCAUUGUCCGUGACAAGCAGAACAUGGAGCAGUAUCACCUGGAGCAGAUGCAAACGCUGGAGGAAAAGUUCCAGGCCAAGAUUAAGGAGCUGCAGGCCAUCCACGGCGAGGAGCUGCAAGCGCUGCAGGAGCAUUACAGCCAGAACCUGCAGCGCCUGCAAGAGACCCUGGAUGAGUACCAGAGGCAGCACCCCGAGGCAGCCCCUGCAGUGGCCCCAGGCCCUGGGGACACCUGGGUGGCUGGAGAGGCGGGUGGCACCGGGCAGGACCCCGGCAGCGACCCGGACUCCAUGCACGGCCUGAGGGAACGCAUCCAGGAGCUGGAGGCCCAGAUGAACGUCAUGAGGGAUGAGCUGGAGAACAAACAUCUGGAGGGGAACGCUUCCACUUUGAGGGAAAAAUACCAGAAGGACUUUGAAAACUUAAAGGCAACAUGUGAGAGGGGCUUUGCAGCCAUGGAGGAGACACACCAGAAGAAGAUCGAGGACCUGCAGCGGCAGCACCAGCGGGAGCUGGAGAAGCUGCGGGAGGAGAAGGAUCGCCUGCUGGCAGAGGAAACUGCUGCCACCAUCUCAGCCAUCGAAGCCAUGAAGAACGCGCACCGGGAGGAGCUGGAGCGGGAGCUGGAGAAGUCCCAGCGCUCCCAGAUCAGCAGCGUCAACGCCGACAUCGAGGCCCUCCGCAGGCAGUACCUGGAGGAGCUGCAGUCGGUGCAGCGGGAGCUGGAGGUGCUUUCAGAGCAGUAUUCCCAGAAGUGUUUGGAGAACGCCCACCUGGCGCAGGCGCUGGAGGCUGAGAGGCAGGCCCUCCGCCAGUGCCAGCGGGAGAACCAGGAGCUCAAUGCCCACAACCAGGAGCUGAAUAACCGCCUGGCUGCGGAGAUCACGCGAUUGCGGACCCUGCUGACCGGGGAGGGCGGGGGAGAGGCUGCUGGGUCGCCUCUCACGCAGGGCAAGGACGCCUACGAGCUGGAGGUCCUGCUGCGGGUCAAAGAAUCCGAAAUCCAGUAUCUGAAGCAGGAGAUCAGCUCCCUCAAAGACGAGCUGCAGACAGCACUGAGGGAUAAGAAAUACGCCAGCGACAAGUACAAAGACAUCUACACGGAGCUGAGCAUCGUGAAGGCCAAGGCAGACUGUGAUAUCAGCAGGUUGAAAGAGCAGCUGAAAGCAGCCACAGAAGCUCAGGGAGAGAAAUCCCCUGUGAACACCACUGUAUCGGGAUAUGAUAUUAUGAAAUCAAAAAGCAACCCUGAUUUCUUGAAGAAAGACAGAUCCAGUGUUAGCCGGCAACUAAGGAAUAUCAGGUCAAAGAGUCUGAAGGAAGGUCUGACUGUGCAAGAACGCCUGAAGCUUUUUGAAUCCAGGGACUUGAAGAAAGACUAGUUCUCCCCGCUCCGCUUGACCACGCGCACCUCCCAGCUUGAGGCAGCACAGCACCAGCACCGUUUGUCUCUCGUUCCUUGCGAUGUCCUCGCUGUCGUUCGUCCUGACGCCCCGACGGGACCCGGUGGUGCCCCCCCUCGCCUCCCCAGCUCCUUUCCCUGCUUGUGAGAUGCUCCAGAGACUCUGAGAGGGAGAGGAAGGGAUUGGAGUGGGGUUUUUCCCCCUCUCUCUUUGGCGCUUUGUAGGAGAAUCCUUUCUUUACUGUAAACCAUUACACUAAGUGUCAGUAUUAAGGCUCAGUAGCCUGUUAAUAAGCUAUAGCUCUGUCGGGAAGAGCGAGCAGGGCCUGGGUGAUGUCAGCCAGACCAAGCUCUUACUGCUGUCUAGAGACCCCGUGCUCAGAGCACACCAGGAGCCUGAUCUAACCAUUGAUCUCGACUGCAUUACUUGCACCUACAAGGGGGAAAGCCGGGGGAAGCUGUCGGGGAGCGCCAGUCCGCGCCGGCAGCCUGGAGGUACAACACCGACGUCUCGCUGGAGAAGGAUGCAAGAAGUGAUUCUCCUGCCCCGUGACUGUGCUGUAUCCUGAAUGUAGGUGCCACUGAAGCCUGGCAAGCUUUGGUGGCUGCCCAGGUGGUUUGGAUGGGGAGCUGCAGCUACUGAAGUGCACCAUUGAGUCGGCCCCGUCGGCGCGUCAUCGCUCCCGUGUCCUGCUGGUCGGAGUUGGUGUUCCAGGGGCCAAGCUGUAAGAUCACUUUCUUGCCUCUGUUAGAUCAAGCCCAGCACUCUUUUUUUUUUUUUUUCUUUUUUUUUUUUUUUUCUGCUGUUACUCCCUUCCUCUCAUUGAAUCCCGUGUAUCCCAGGGUCUGUGCGCAUGUGAAACUCCCUUUUCCUAGUCAAAGGAAAGUAGAGUAGAAAGUAGAGCCAAUAUUGACUGAAAAUGCACAGUGCUCAAUGCAUAUAAUGCUCCUUUUUUACCAGCUUCUUCAAUUCAACUCUUCUUGUCAGCAGGGCAGCUCCUAUUUUAAUUCUUUAAUCUUUUCCUGAAAUAAAAGUCUCAAAACCA
Molecule: messenger RNA, 8793 nt
Organism: Oenanthe melanoleuca
Lineage: Eukaryota; Metazoa; Chordata; Aves; Passeriformes; Muscicapidae
Gene: MPRIP
Product: myosin phosphatase Rho interacting protein
Exons: 24
Coding region: 399-7727 (2442 amino acids)
Biological process (GO): actin filament organization
Cellular component (GO): actin cytoskeleton
Molecular function (GO): actin filament binding
Source: RefSeq, a predicted model, not a curated record